Acanthosepion pharaonis is the source of this 2145-nucleotide messenger RNA. Lineage: Eukaryota; Metazoa; Mollusca; Cephalopoda; Sepiida; Sepiidae. The record is from the annotation of a GenBank genome assembly.
AUGCCACUUUCUUUGCCCUGUGUUUUUCCGUUGCUUUCUUUUCUCUCUGCCUCUUAUGAUUCUUGUCUUCUUUCUUUAUUACAUGUUUGUUUUCUUUCUUUCUUUUUCUUUCUUUUCUUUCUUUCUUUUCUCUCUCUCUCUUUUCCUCCUCUAUUUCAUUUAUUUUUCUUUCUUUCUUUCUUUCUUUCUUUCUUUCUUUCUUUCUUUCUCUUUCUCUUUCAUACAUUCUUUCUUUCUUUCUUUCUUUCUUUCUUUUUCUCUCUCUUUCUUUUUUCCUUAUUUCAUUUAUUUGUCUUUCUUUCUUUCUUUCUUUCUUUCUUUCUUUCUUUCUCUCUCUCCUUUUCCUCAUAUUUCAUUUAUUUGUCUUUCUUUCUUUCUUUCUUUCUUUCUUUCUUUCUUUCUUUCUUUCUCUCUCUCCUUUUCCUCAUAUUUCAUUCUUUUGUCUUUAUGUCUUUAUUUCUUUCUUUCUUUCUUUCUUUCUUUCUUUCUCUUUUUCCUCAUAUUUUAUUCUUUUGUCUGUCUUUCUUUCUUUCUUUCUUUCUUUCUUUUGCCUCAUAUUUCAUUCUUUCUUUCUUUCUUUCUUUCUUUCUUUCUUUCUCUCUCCUUUUCCUCAUGUUUCAUUCUUUUGUCUUUCUUUCUUUCUCUCUCUCUCCUUUUCCUCAAAUUUCAUUCUUUUGUCUUUCUUUCUUUCUUUCUUUCUCUCUCUCUCUCCUUUUCCUCAUAUUUCAUUCUUUUGUCUUUCUUUCUUUCUUUCUUUCUUUCUUUCUCUCUCUCUCUCACUCUCUCUCUCUCCUUUUCCUCAUAUUUUAUUAUUUUGUCUUUCUUUCAUUCUUUCUUUCUUUCUUUCUCUCUCUCUCUCUCUCUCUCCUUUUUCCUCGUAUUUCAUUCUUUUGUCUUUCUUUCUUUCUUUCUCUCUGUUUUUCCUCGUAUUUCAUUCUUUUCUUUUUCUUCUUUCUUUCUUUCUUUCAUGAUUGUUUUCUUUCUCACUCAAUUUUUUUCUCAUAUUUCAUUUUUCUUUCUAUCUUUCUUUCUUUCUUUCGUUUUUGCUUUCUUUCUCAUUCACUUUGUUUUCCUCGUAUUUCAUUCUUUUCUUUUUCUUAUUGUUUUCUCUCUUUCUUGAUUAUGUUCUGUCUCUCUCUCUCUCUCUCUCUCUCUCUCUCUGUUGCCCUCAUUUUUCUUUCUUUUUUUUCUUUCUCUCUUUCUUUCUUUCUUGAAUGUUUUCUUUCUCUCUCUCUGUUUAUCCUCGUAUUUCAUUCUUUUCUUUCUUUCAUGAUUGUUUUUCUCUCUCUUUUUCCUCGUCUUUCAUUCUUUCUUUUUCUUUCUUUCUUUCUUUAUUUCAUGAUUGUUCUCUCACUCUAUCUCUCUCUCUCUUUGCUUUUCUCUCUUUCUUUCUCUCUCUUUCCUCGUCUUUCAUUUUCCUUUUUCGUUCUUUCUUUGUUUCUUUCUUUCGAGAUUGCUCUCUCUCUCUCACUCUUUCGUCGUCUUUCAUAUUCCUUUUUGUUUGUUUGUUUCUUUCUUUCUUUUCUUUCUUUCUUUCCUUCUUUCUUCUCUUCCUCUUUCGUUUUUCUUUCCUUUUUUGUUUGUUUGUUUGUUUCUUUUUUCUUUUCUUUCUUUUCUUUCCCUUCUUUCUUUCCUUCUUUUUUCCUUUUUUCUUUCUUUCUGAGAUCUCUCUCUCUCGUCGUCUUUCAUUCCUUUUUGUUUAUUUGUUUCUUUCUUUUCUUUCUUUCUUUCCUUCUUUCUUUUUUCUUUGUUUCUUUCUUUCUUUCUUUCUUUCUUUCUUUCGUUUGCUCUCUCUCUUCUUUCUUUCCUUCGUCUUUCAUUUCCUUUUUCUUUUGUUUUCUUUUUGUGAUUCUUUCUUUCACUUUUCUUCGUCUUUCAUAUUCCUUUAUGUUUGUUUGUUUCUUUCUUUGUUUCUUUCUUUCUUUCUUUUCUUUCUUUCCUUCAUUCUUUCCUUUGUUUCUUUCCUUUCUUUCUUUCUUUGUUUCUUUUCUUUCUUUCUUUCAUGAUAGUUCUCUCUCUCUCUCUCUUUCGUUGUCUUUCAUAUUUCUUUUUCUUUCUUUCAUGAUUGUUUUUCUUUCUCUCUCUUCGUCUUUCAUUCUUUUCUUUAUCUUUCUUUAUUCGUUCAUUUCGUUUUUUAUUUCAUAA